This is a messenger RNA of Nymphaea colorata (pocket water lily), 1406 nucleotides long. RefSeq names its product aquaporin SIP1-2. Gene Ontology annotation, biological process: transmembrane transport. Gene Ontology annotation, molecular function: water channel activity. NCBI's taxonomy places the organism in Eukaryota, Viridiplantae, Streptophyta, Magnoliopsida, Nymphaeales, Nymphaeaceae. The record is from RefSeq and is a predicted model, not a curated record. Gene Ontology annotation, cellular component: membrane. Bases 504 to 1217 code for a protein of 237 amino acids. The transcript has 3 exons.
AUUUUCGGGACGUUACUGCAUGUUCUGGCAAAGUGGAACACAAAACACUUGGUGGGAAAGCGGUUCGUGCCGAAGGAGGGAGGACGCCGGCUCCCUUUUCUCUUCUUUUCGAUUACAGUGGCCGCUCAUGUGCCCGGAACGCGUCCAGCUCGGGAGGCGGGCGUUCCUGUCCACCCACGCUCAGUACUACGACCGGCGACAGGUUCUACUUGGCAAGAAACUGGGAGGAACCCAAGGGGAAAGUGGAUAAUAAAGUAAUACGGUGAAUGGGUGUUCCCGAUUUUGACAGGUCGUUCACGCAAAGCGACGCGGGUAGGAGAAGCUCCAACCCCUGCAUCUGCCUGCCCCUCUUUGCCUAUUUGCUCUCUCCUCCAUCCCUAGCCCCAGUGUCUUUAGUGUCUUUGCUGAACCUUGUUCAGUUUUCUUAUGUCCCGAGAGAGAGGUCGAUAGAUAGAUAGUAGGAGGAGGAGGAAGUGAGCAGCAGCAGAAGAAGAAGAACAAAGAUGGGGGUGGUGAAAUUGGCCAUAGGGGACGCACUGAUCACCUCCCUCUGGGUGUUCAGUAUCUCUACCUUGGGGCCUUUCACUUCCCUCAUAUCCUCCUACCUGCAGGUCCAGCCCCCACUCACCCUUUUUGUAACAACCACCCUCGUCUUCAUCCUCCUCUUCCUCUUCACAACCGUGGGCCAAAUCUUAGGCGGUGCCAAUUUUAACCCCACGGCCACGGCUUCUUUCUACGCCGCCGGCUACGGUCGUGACAGCCUCUUUUCCAUGGCCAUCCGUUUCCCUGCUCAGGCAAUCGGCGCGGUGGGUGGUGCGUUGGCCAUAAAGGAGUUCAUGCCUGCAAAGUACAAGCACAUGCUUGGCGGGCCGUCGGUGAAGGUUGAUUUGCACACCGGAGCCAUUGCUGAAGGAGUAUUGACCUUCGUCAUCAGUUUCAUUGUACUUUUCGUACUCAUGAGGGGCCCCAAGAGUAAGUUUCUGAAGCUGUGGUUGCUCGCCGCGACAACUGUAACACUCGUCGUCAACGGAUCCAAGUAUACAGGGCCAGCAAUGAAUCCCGCCAAUGCGUAUGGCUGGGCAUAUGUAAGAAAUCGCCACAACACAUGGGAGCAGUUCUACGUGUACUGGAUCUGUCCUCUAAUUGGAUCAGUUACGGCUGCUUUGUUCUUCCGAUUGUUCUUCUCUCCUCCUAAACCAAAAGAGAAAAAAGCCUAGUUUCAGAUCCCAAAUUGUUUGUCAAGGCUGCAAAAUAAUGAAUGGCGCGGGUUUGGUAUGUAAAAGACGGUAAAUGCUACUGCGUAAUUCUCUUUAUUGUUAUCUGCUCUUUGUGGAGAAGAAUGAUGUUACUUUUAGCUUAUUUUUAAAAGGGCAUGAUGAUUAAAGUAAUCACAAUGAAUUUUACUA